Drosophila biarmipes is the source of this 863-nucleotide messenger RNA. Its product is annotated as circadian clock-controlled protein daywake. Lineage: Eukaryota; Metazoa; Arthropoda; Insecta; Diptera; Drosophilidae. The transcript is spliced from 3 exons. The record is from RefSeq and is a predicted model, not a curated record. The coding region runs from base 72 to 848 and encodes 258 amino acids.
UAAGUAAGCUGCAGUUGAUCGUCCACCACCGAAGGCACUAGAAGUGCACUAGUAGCACGAACUAUAUCGGGAUGCGGGACAUAUUAAUCACGCUGCUGCUCCUGCAGAUCGUCGGAUCGCUGCAGGGCCAGAUGCUACCGAAGGAAGUUAAAAAGUGUCGCUUUGGAGAAUCUCAGUGCAUCGUGGAUUCGAUGAACUUCCUGAUAAAGAAGUUUCCGCGGGGAAUACCGUCGCUGGGACUGAAACCCAUCGAUGUGGUGGACAUCAGAAACUCCAAGUUCUGGAACGACGAGAAGGUGGGUGCGUUCUGGCUGAAGUUCGAUUUGUUCAAUCAGGUGAACUACGGCUUCGAGAACACGACGAUCACGAAGGUUAAUGGCUUCGAUGAGAACCCCACCUCCAGCCUGAUCGAAAUACACGGUCGGAUACCCAGUCUCAUCCACAAAGGCAGCUACUUCUCUCAAGGAAGAGUGUGGAUUGUGAAGCUGAAUUCCACGGGAGAAUCCUUUUCGGACUUUCAGAACUUUCGCUUUGUCCUCAAGCUGAAAGUUAUCAUGGAAUAUCGGAACAACAAGCGUUACUUAAAGAUUUACGAGCUAACUCCCUUUGUUAAUAUGGAUCGAUGGGUCUUCUGGCUGGACAACUUUUUCGAAUCGAACACCGAUCUGACGAUAGCCAUAAACCAGGUGUUCAACCUGCACUGGGUGGAGUUUUGGAACGAGCUGGAGCCCAAAAACCUGAAAAUAUUCGCUAGUGUGUUCCGCGAUAUAUUUGAGGAUAUCUUCGAAAAGGUCUCCUACGAUGACAUGUUCUUACCGGUGCCCAAAGACUCCGCAGUUAACGAUUAAAGUCGUCAUAAGCAA